AUGAAAAACUCCAGCUCAAGUAAUGCGGAAUUAUCAUCCUACUAUUGCUUAAAUGUGACUAAACGUUGGUCAACCGAAGGCUAUGUGGAAUACGCCUACAACUAUGAGCAAAACAACGCUUCACAUUUAAAUCCAAAUUUAGCAGAGUACAACAGGGUGGAAGAAACUUGGUCUAAUGAUGCUUCCGUUUACGACUGGGACGCCGUGCAGUUGGCAGCAAGUUUGGCAACACCUUCACCGAUCCAAGAGAUUCUAACAGGCAGCAGCACAGCCGCUUCAUCAAUGCCCAGUACUCAUCGCAAGGAACGCACGGCGUUUACAAAGCCUCAACUCAAGCAACUGGAGGCGGAGUUUAGCUAUUCCAAUUAUCUGACGCGACUUAGACGUUAUGAGAUUGCCGUUUCAUUGGAGCUGAGUGAACGUCAGGUGAAGGUCUGGUUUCAAAAUCGUCGCAUGAAGUGCAAACGCAUCAAACUCGAGAAGUUGGGCGGUCCCAGUUCCAGCUCCACAAAGCAGCAAUAGUUUCAUCGGUCUUAGUUUUAAGACAAACUUUUUAUACAAAUGUUUAAUUUUUGAUUUACUUAA
Molecule: messenger RNA, 585 nt
Organism: Drosophila innubila
Lineage: Eukaryota; Metazoa; Arthropoda; Insecta; Diptera; Drosophilidae
Gene: btn
Product: homeobox protein Hox-B1b
Exons: 1
Coding region: 1-522 (173 amino acids)
Biological process (GO): positive regulation of transcription by RNA polymerase II
Cellular component (GO): nucleus
Molecular function (GO): DNA-binding transcription factor activity, RNA polymerase II-specific; RNA polymerase II cis-regulatory region sequence-specific DNA binding
Source: RefSeq, a predicted model, not a curated record